Bipolaris victoriae FI3 is the source of this 642-nucleotide messenger RNA. RefSeq lists its product as hypothetical. The transcript has a single exon. The record is from RefSeq and is a predicted model, not a curated record. Bases 1 to 642 code for a protein of 213 amino acids. Lineage: Eukaryota; Fungi; Ascomycota; Dothideomycetes; Pleosporales; Pleosporaceae.
AUGUUCACGCUCCUUGGACUCUGGCUUUUCAUUCUUUACGCAGCCACCCCGGUACUUGCGCACAGCAUUACCAACGUUACAGUAACGACCACGUCCACACUCAUUAUAUCAGUCUUCGAUUUCGCACCAACCACGCAUCUUACUCGAGCAUCCACUACACCCUCGAUCGCAUAUCCGAAUGCAAGUAUACCAGCGCUCGCCGCUACACCUAUAGCAACAAUACACAUAUACUUGAGUACAAAGUCUCAUGCUUCAGGGUCUACGAGUCCAAAUAUUCUGACAGGUACUAUUACGGCCGUCGCAACGAGUGCAUCCACGUAUGAGAAAGAAGACAAAGGAGAUGAUGACCACGAAUCGCAUCCGCACACCACGCCUCCGUCCCAAUUCAAAGUCGCAAAGCCCGCGUGGAUCAACCCCAGCACCGCAGCGCUACUCUGCUUUGACUUCCUAGCCGCCACUUUUUUCGUGUGGUGCUGGGUCAUGGGCUGGUUUUCGUGGCUAAAGGGGGACCAAAGUCGCGAUCGUAGAAUGAGACAAGGAGGAUGGCAGGCAUAUAGGCCGAGAGAAGCAAGAGACUCAGAUACAAGAGCACCAGUGAACCAGAAUGUAGAGCGGGAAAUGAGAAGGUUAGGGAUGGUAUGA